CCGGUGUACCGCAGCGACACCAGCGACUGGCGCCUGUACCACAUCCCUGACAAAUGGGUUAUUGGUAAGACUGUAGGUGCAACGGAAGGGUACACCAUGUUCGUGAAGAGUGACCACUUUAACGCUGACGAAAUUACUGGAUCUUUCUUCAUCCGAUACCAUGGUGUUUGGAGAGCAUCGCCAAACGUCCAUGUAUCAUGUACAGUGGAGAACGUUGCCCGUGGAAAACCCGCCUCGCAAAGCAGCACCGAUGGGUCCAAUAAUGCUGACCUGGCCGUGGACGGAGAGAAGGGGACGUCCGUGCCUGAGGGACAGUGUACCUUGACCAACGCUGAGACCGGCCCGUGGUGGCAAGUUGACCUCGGGAGAGACUGGCCAGUUUCAACCGUGCGAGUUCUCAACCGCGGGGACUGUUGUGGACGCCUUCUCCAGAAUUUUGAAGUUCGAAUAAAAGGAGAAUGGCAGUCGUGGGAAUCAAGUGAAAUCUGCGGGACCCCGUAUGACCAAAAGCCAGCCAACGGACAGAGCAUCACGGUAGACUGUAGGCGCCCCAUCGUCGGUAGACACGUCCGAAUCCAGCUGCCUGAGAGGUCGGACACAGACGUGCUGUCGGUGUGUGAGGUGGAGGUGUUUCCAGGCUUGGGAUGCCCUGCUGGUUACGUCGUCCACGGGGGUAUCUGCUACAAGCCCAACGAGACCCCGAUGACCCACGCGGACGCACAGGCAACAUGCCAAGAAGAUGGCGGUACGCUGGCAAUGCCACGUCAUCGCCACACCAACCAGUUCCUGACCGACACGGCGAUUCGCGAGGACACUCAAAGUGACUACUGGAUCGGGCUGUCCAAUCAGAACGAGUCGUGGGCGUGGAGGGACGGGAAUCUGCUCUGCGGGUUCAGAGGAUGGGGAGCAGGCAUGCCGUCGACAUCAAACAGCUGCGCAGUACUACGCUUAGACGGCAAUUGGAAAGAUGAACCUUGUGAGGCGACAGCAAAGUUCUUCUGUCAGGUCCAAACUGCAGUGGAUCUUGCGACUGUCGGGUACCAACCAUACGGCGGAGCUUUCCUCUCAGCUUUCCUGAUAGAAACGACGUUUGAAGAGGCUAAAGUCGCCUGUGAUCAGUUCGGUGGAGGACGUCUUGCUCAGCCCACAACAAAGGAGUUCAAUGAUCGGUUGAUGAGUGUGGCAGGAGAGGCAUCUGCUGAUGGCAGCUUCUGGAUUGGUUUGAAGAUGUAUGAGGACUUCUGGUCAUGGUCUGAUGGUACCCCGAGUGAAACGUCAUACAGCAGCUGGGCACCGGGAGAACCGUCGGGGGAGGGCUGCGUCACAACAACGCCAGCUGGAGAAUGGAGCGUAAAGGACUGCGAUGAAACUGCAUUCUACGUUUGUCAGAUAGGCGAUGAGAGCUUAUGUGAGAUGGAACCUCACACUACAGUACGAUGUGGUGGAAAGGUAAGCGGAAGUUUUGGCCACAUCUCAUCACCAGGGUAUGGACAACAUCUGAACAUCCCGGCAGACCUUGACUGUGAAUGGAAGAUCACUGUCCCAACCGGUAUGGUCAUCAAGUUCACGGUUGAAGACUUUCAAAUGGGGCCAAACGGCUUCCUGGAGAUAUUCGACUUCUGUCCAUACGGACGCAGCGUCAAAAUUCUGUCAGGAUCUGUCGAAUCGUCUCUGGACAUCACCAACAACGCCCAUGAAGCAUUCCUCGAAUUCAGCUCGAAUGGGCUACAGAUCACACACGGCUUCAACAUCAGUUACCGAGGUAUUUAUUACUUUCACCAAUAA
Branchiostoma floridae (Florida lancelet) is the source of this 1785-nucleotide messenger RNA. RefSeq lists its product as uncharacterized. Bases 97 to 1785 code for a protein of 562 amino acids. The transcript is spliced from 8 exons. The record is from RefSeq and is a predicted model, not a curated record. NCBI's taxonomy places the organism in Eukaryota, Metazoa, Chordata, Leptocardii, Amphioxiformes, Branchiostomatidae.